AUGAAGACACUCGUACUACUAACCCUUGUUGGGUUAGCAGUUGGUCUUGGUGUUGAUCGUGAUUGCGAUGGUCGUGUUAAUGGUGUAUAUGCCACCUCACCGUGUUCAAAUGAAUUCAAUCAUUGCUAUAAUGGCCAAGUAACUAUAAAGACAUGUCCUCGGGGACUAGUUUUCAAUCCCGACAGUAAUCAAUGUGACUUUGAUAGCAAUGUGUCAGGAUGUGCAGCACGAGCGGAGGUUACCUGUGUCAAUCGUGAAGAUGGCGCUUAUACGAUUGGAUGCUCUUCAACGUUCUUUUUCUGCAGUAAUGGUAUCGUUCAUAUGAGUACUUGCCAGAAUGGAUUGUUUUACGACGUCGAUAGGAGAACGUGUGAUCACAAAUUCCGAGUUCGAGCAUGUGGUGGCCAUCCGGAAGUUCAACGGGAACCAGUCACUCGUCCACCCCUCCUCGUACCAACAUAUGCGCCAGUGGCAAUGAAAUCGUAUGCAAAAAUUGGAGGUUACGCACACGUCACUGAUUUGUCACAGAGCUGCAAAGAAAAGGCUAAUGGUGCUCAUUCACUGGGCGGCUGCAAUCAGCAGUAUGUUUACUGUGUGGACGGAGUUGCCCAGUUGGCUGAAUGUGCUCCCGGCGAAGUUUUCGGCGGUAGUGGGAAAUGUACUCCUGUGACGAGUGUUCCCGAAUGUAGUUCAUCUAUAGCAAGCGUUACUGAUUGUUCCUCGCGUCCUGAUGGCUACUAUGGCAGGUGCUCCUCUGAUUUUUUGUUCUGCAAUGGUGGAAUAGCGCAACCGAUGAAAUGCCCAUCUUCUUUGGUUUUCAACGAGGUGAAGGGUUAUUGUGACUAUCCUGAGGACUGCGCCUUAGACAACGCUUCAAAAUCACAGUCCCGGCAGGAUGCACAGUCAUCCAUUCAUGGCAUGCAACGGCAAUCUUACAGCGAACCGUCAAAAUCUGUUUCGCCAUCAUUCUGUGCCAUGCGUAAAGAUGGAUUCUAUGCAGAAAAGUGUUCUGUCGAGUUCGUUUCUUGCGAACGGGGAGUAGCUACGCUCAUGAGGUGCCCACCCGGCCUUCUUUUCAACGAGAAGCAAGGAUAUUGUGACUAUUCUGAGAAUUGUUCCGCAAAAGUAGAUGCAGCCGUUGCCGUCCCUGUUCCAGAUGGACCACCUCAGUCGUCGUUUGCAUCAGACGACGCUAUGCCUAUUCUAUCAAGUAUCGACUGUAAAGGAAAAAAGGAUGGCUAUUACUCGAACGGAUGUUCACCUGAGUUUGUUCACUGCCUUGAUGGUGUAGCUGCUCCGAUGACUUGCCCCACUUCGCUUGUGUUCAACGAAAGGAAGGGAUAUUGCGAUUAUGUGGAGAGUUGCUCGGCUGGACAAGCUCCAACCGCACCGCUGCCUCCACCUGCUCCUGUUGUCCCUGUUCCGGCUCCGGCUUCAUCUGGGAGGUCCUCGUUCACUGCAACCUACACGUCUACUCGUUCUUUAUCCAUUGAUUGCAAGGGAAGGAAGGAUGGUUAUUACUCCGAUGGUUGUGUGCCCGAGUUUGUGUACUGCAUUGAUGGAGUUGCUUCUCCAAUGACCUGCCCAACUUCGCUCGUGUUCAACGAAAGGAAAGGGUACUGCGACUACGUGGAAACCUGCUCCGUUGGCCCACUCGAGGUCGUCCCUGUUCCGGCUCCACCCUCUCCAGCUGUCUCCAGUCCGGCACCGGCUGUAGCAGCGAGGUCGUCGAUUUCUGCAGCCUUCACAUCUUCUCGAUCGUCGUCCAUUGAUUGCAAGGGAAGGAAGGAUGGUUUUUACUCUGAAGGUUGUGUGCCCAACUUUGUGUACUGCGUUGAUGGAGUUGCUUCUCCAAUGACCUGUCCGACUUCGCUUGUAUUCAACGAAAGGAAGGGGCAUUGCGACUACGUAGAGAAUUGCUCCGUUGGACCAGUCCCGGUCGACCCGGCUCCGGCUCCAUACGUUCCAGUUGUACCCGUUCCGACGCAGUCCAUCCCUGCUCCGGCACCGGCUGCUUCAUCAAGAUCUUCGGUCUCGACAACUUACACAUCUACUCGAUUCUCGUCAAUUGAUUGCAAGGGAAGGAAAGACGGUUUCUACUCCGACGGUUGUGUUGCCGACUUUGUGUACUGCGUUGAUGGAGUUGCCUCUAAAAUGGGAAGAAAGGAUGGGUACUAUUCCGAUGGCUGCGUGCCCGACUUCGUGUACUGCGUCGAUGGAAUUGCCUCUGCAAUGACUUGCCCAACAUCGCUUGUGUUCAACGAGAGGAAAGGAUAUUGCGAUUAUCCGGAGAACUGUUCCAUUGGUCCAGCUUCGGCUCCACCAGCUCCAGCUGUACCCCUUCCGGCACCGGCUGUUUCGGCAAGGUCAUCGUUUACAGCAACCUACACAUCUACCUGCCCGUCAUCGCUUGUGUUCAACGAGAGGAAAGGGUUCUGCGACUACGCGGAGAACUGUUCCAUUGGUCCAGCUUCGGCUCCACCAGCUGUUCCUCCCGCCGUUCCAGCACCAUCAUCAACUUCUGUAACCCACACAUCAGUUCGAUCAUCGUCAAUUGAUUGCAAGGGAAGGAAGGAUGGUUACUACUCUGAUGGUUGUGUGCCAGACUUUGUAUACUGCAUUGAUGGAGUUGCCUCUCCUAUGACUUGUCCAACGUCGCUUGUGUUCAAUGAGAGAAAAGGGUACUGCGACUACGUAGAGAGUUGCUCCGUUGGAACAGCUCAUGCCGUUCCUGCAGCUGCUCCACCUGCUCCAGCUAUUCCUGUUCCUGCUCCAGCCGUUCCAGCUCGAUCAUCAAUUUCUGCAACCUACACAUCAGUUCGAUCAUCGUCAAUUGAUUGCAAGGGAAGGAAGGACGGUUACUACUCCGAUGGUUGUACGCCCGACUUCGUCUUCUGCAGUGAUGAAGUUGCCUCUCCUAUGACGUGUCCGGCUUCGCUUGUGUAUAACCAGAGGAAAGGAUACUGCGACUACCCAGAGAACUGCUCUGUUGGAGCAGCUCCGGCCGUACCUGCACCAGUUCCACUCGCUCCAGCUGCCCCUGUUCCUGCUCCGGCUGUCCCAGCGAAAUCGUCGAUUGCUGCAACCUAUACAUCUACUCGAUCCUCGUCUAUUGAUUGCAAGGGCAGGAAAGACGGCUAUUACUCUGAUGGUACGUGCCCAACUUCGCUCGUGUUCAACGAACAGAAAGGGUACUGCGACUACGUAGAAAACUGCUCCGUUGGCGCACUCCCGGUCGCGCCUACUCCGGCUCCACCCGCUCCAGCUGUACCCGUUCCGGCACCAGCUACUUGCCCAACAUCGCUUGUGUUCAACGAGAGGAAAGGAUAUUGCGAUUACCCGGAGAACUGCUCCAUUGGGCCAGCUCGGGCUCCACCAGCUCCAGCGGUGCCCGUUCCGGCGCCGGCCGCCCCUGUUCCGGCACCGGCCGCCCCUGUUUCGGUACCGGCUUUGAUUGCAAGGGAAGGAAGAACGGUUACUACUCCGAUGGUUGUACGCCCGACUUCGUCUUCUGCAGUGAUGGAAGUUGCCUCUCCUAUGACGUGUCCGGCUUCGCUUGUGUAUAACCAGAGGAAAGGAUACUGCGACUACCCAGAGAACUGCUCUGUUGGAGCAGCUCCGGCCGUACCUGCACCAGUUCCACUCGCUCCAGCUGCCCCUGUUCCUGCUCCGGCUGUCCCAGCGAAAUCGUCCGUUGACUGCAAGGGCAGGAAAGACGGCUAUUACUCAGAUGGGUGUGUGCCCGAUUUCGUGUACUGCGCUGAUGGAGUUGCCUCUCCAAUGACUUGCCCAACGUUCGCUUGUGUUCAACGAGAGGAAAGGAUAUUGCGACUACGCAGAAAACUGCUCCAUUGGCCAAGCUCCGGCUCUACCAGCUCCUGUGCCUCUUGCGGCUUCAGCAGUGGCAGCGAAGUCUUCUAUCACCACAACCUACACAUCUGUUCGAUCGUCACGUGCCCUGCUUCACUUGUGUUCGACGAGAGGAAAGGAUAUUGCGACUACCCGGAGAACUGCUCCAUUGGGCCAGCUCAGGCUCCACCAGCCCCAGCGGUACCCGUUCCAGCGCCGGCCGCCCCUGUUCCGGCACUGGCUGAAGCAGCGCGGUCAAUUGAUUGCAAGGGAAGGAAGGACGGUUACUACUCUGAUGGUUGUGUGCCAGACUUUGUGUACUGCAUUGAUGGAGUUGCCUCUCCAAUGACUUGUCCGACAUCACUCGUGUUCAAUGAGCGGAAAGGAUACUGCGAUUACGUGGAGAACUGCUCCGUUGGUACCGCUCCGGCUGUCCCUAAAUGUCCGGCUUCAUUGGUUUUCAUUGUGGAAAAGGGUUACUGCGACUACCCGGAAAAUUGCUCCGGUAGGGAAAUGACUCCAGCGAUGUCUCAAAAGGCUGACGUGGUCUCGAUAUGCCCGGAACCCAAUGGUGCAUAUUCCAACGGCUGUACAUCGGAAUUUUAUAUGUGUUCUAACGGUGCUGCUCAUGUCCAGCUAUGCCCAGGAGACUUAGUUUUCAACGCUAAUGAAGGUUACUGCGAUCUAAAAGAAGCUUGUAUCAAAGAAUGCUCCAGCUUCCCCGAUGGGCGUUACGGAUCGCCAUGUGGCACGAAGUUUAUGAUAUGUUCCUCUGGAGUUGGCUACUUCAUGGAAUGCCCAGCAGAUCUCGUGUUCGACUCAAAGCAAAGCCGCUGCGUCUAUUCACAUGAAUGCGGUCUCGAACCCGUUUUGAAGAGCUCUUCUGAUGCCGCUCCGUCGUCGUAUACAUCACUAAUGACCCGCGACGAUUGUAUUGGCAAGCAUGAUGGACUACAUUCGCUCGGUUGCAUCGCCGAAUUCAUUCAGUGUGUUGACGGUAAGGCAUACAGUCUGUACUGUCCCGCUGGUUUGGUGUUUGUCGAGUCGCUUGGCAUUUGUGAUGUCCCAUCCGCUUGUUCGGGAUCACCGAAACACGAAGCUAUUGGCGGUCCAAUGUUCUAUGAGCCAGUAACGAAUGAGAGGGCGAAGGAUGAUCAAGGUGGAGGAUUUGCUUUUGGAUUGAAUGUAACGUCAUUUUUGAAAAUUCAGUGGCAGUGUGAUUUUGCAGAAUGCGACACUAACGGUUAUUUCUCCAAACCGUGCUCUUCUGAGUACUUCAAUUGCGUAGGUGGACGAAAAUUCAUGGGAAAAUGUCCUGCCGGCUUGGUAUUCAAUGCCGAUAAGGUGUAUUGUGAUUAUCCAGAGAACUGCAGGCAAGGAGAGAGUGUUGCAAGUUCUGAGGCCCGACCAGUACCAAGCACAGUUAUUCACAAAGAUGAGUCCUGCAAAGGCCGACCUGAUGGCGUCAUCACUGAGACCGACUGUCAGCACAAGUUCACGACCUGUUUGAACGGUGUCUCCUUUGUCACAAAAUGUCCAGGCGGUCUUGUCUACUCGGUGGCAGGAAAGCUGUGUGACUAUCCUGAGGCGUGCGGAACAGCGUCUGCUGCUAGCGUAAGCUCCCAUAGCACAACUAGUCAGGCUACGAGCUAUUCAACAGAGCGAAAAGCCGUCAUAUCGCAUGAAGGCGCUUCAAGUUCUGCAUCAGCUGUAGUUCGAUACCAGCAUUCUACCAUUGGAAAAGAUCUAUGCGCGGGAAGGAGUGAUGGACCACUGAACUCCACUGACUGUCGACCAUCGUUCUCGUUCUGUGUUAAUGGAGCGCUCUACUCAACGAUUUGUCCUGAAGGGUUGCUAUAUUCCUUCGUAUCAAGAAGAUGUGAAUGGGCUUCUGAGUGUGGAAAUGUUGUUGCACAUAGUGAACCGAGCAAGGUCACAACUGCAGCACCAGUCCAUUCGGUUGCUGACUCAAAACGAACUUAUACGAAAGCUUCGCCUGCUCCUCCGGCUAGCAACUCCGUGAAGGUGUACCAAUCCGCUCCAAGAAUGCAUUCAACAUCUUCGCCUGUUCGUCAGGCUAGCGAUUCCGUGAAGGUGUACCAAUCCGCUUCAUCGGCUCGUCAGGCGAGCGAGUCCACGAGGGUGUCCAUUGUUGAUGGUUUUGAUUGCUCCACCCGUGCAAAUGGAAAGUAUUCGUUGGGUGGCUGUGUCGAAAGGUUCGUAAUGUGCAGCGAGGGGCGAGCGUAUGUUCGAGGCUGUCCCGCCGGAUUGGUAUAUAAUGAGGCGAAAGGGCUUUGCGAUUACGACUGCAGUGGCUCUGCUGUCGGCAGCUCGGAAUCUGAAGAUGUGAGUCGCUAUGACGUGAAGAAAUCCGAGAGUUCGCAUGUGCAAUCUAGCGUUACCUAUACUCAUUCGUCGUCUUCGGCCAGUGCAGCUCCAGUUGAAGCCGAAUGUGUGACGAGCAUCGCUAUGGGUCGCUGUUCGUCGAAAUUCUGGCGUUGUAGAAAUGGGAAGUUGGAGUCAGCGCAAUGUCCAGGACAGUCCCUGUUCGACGAAACCUUUUUGUUGUGCGUAUAUGACCUUCCCGAAUGCAAGACAAAACUGGGAAUAACCACUGCCACCCCUGAACAAGUGAAAACUACAACCAUGAUGCCUGCCGUGUCAACUGAUGCCGUCUACACAUCGUCUGAAAUCUACUCAGCCCCGAGCAGCAGCUACCAAGCAUCAGCAUCUCACGCUCAACAGUAUUCGAUGCAUUAUCCUCCUUAUGGCGGCGCUAUGAACAAUCCGUUCGGAAUAUUCUACCCACCGGUCUUGCCUUUUGGAUUCCAAGACAUAAUGCAUGGAAGGGAUAAGGUUAAUCAUGGCCCAAUCAAUUUCGAAAGCCGAUCGGCAUUAGCUGGCGGAUAUCGAGUGCCUGUAAGAGACAUCUUCGACGGUAUCGUCAGUCCUUGGCUGCUUCCUGGUAUCGAUCGUGUGUUUGUACCGAGACGUCAUGACCGUCGCAGGGAUCGCGACCAUCUUUUUGACGAGCUACGCGGACCGCAAGGAAUCGACAUAUCCUCACUGCUUGAAACCCCUACUGAAGGGAUUCCGGCUGUCGCGGGUUCCAACGAUGGAAUGUUGCUAGAGGAUGCAGUUCCACAUGAAGAUGGCGAACAUCACCAGGAAAUGAAGAGCGGGCAUGAAGCCGAACUCGAGAAAGUUCCAGUGGAAGGUGUUCCCUCAUUCAUCGAAACCACGACUUUCCCAGACGGAGAUGAUGUUGAGGGCUCUGGAGACGCUGAGAUGGCCGCAUGUCCUGUUGGCGAUCUGUUCGACAGCGGUUCUAACAAGUGUGUGGCUUCAGAAACUUGUGGGCUGCCAGAACAAGUUCCUGUACCUGUUCCUCUAGAGCCUAUACCAGUAUUAGCACCGACACCUGCUACUGCAUCUCAGCGAUACUUCCCUAGACCUACUGCACCUGUUACAGUACCACCUGUCCCUGUCCUCAGUCCAGCCCAUGCUAUGCCGACUAGCACAACCACGAAGCGGCCUCCGGUGAUCUAUCCACCUGUGCCAGUACCAGUUUCUCAUGCAGGUCAUGUGAAACCAAUGCAGCCUUCUGUGCCAGCACCUGUGCCAGCCGCAAGCACUGCAUAUCAGCCGCAGCAGACUGGCUGUGUGGACGGCUCCGAUUACGCUGUGGAUUGCAAUGGAAAUUUCAUCAAAUGUGUGCACGGUAUCGCGUACCCGAUGAAAUGUCCAGCGGGUUUGGUGUUCGAUCAAACGAAGCAUUACUGCGACUAUCCAGCAGCCGUAGUAGGAUGUGGUGGAGUGCAAAUGGACAACACGCGUCCUGAUCACUCCUUCAGCGUCCCCACAGACAAAACCUACCCAGGCGAACCGAUUUUGCCCUCACCUACGCAAGCGCCUUCGCAACAAACUCCUGACUUCUGCGCCUACCUAUCUGAUGGACCUCAUAGCGAGGGGUGCACGGCAUCAUUUGUGGUUUGUCACGACAGAAGAACGCAGCUUUCGAUGAACUGUCCUGUUGGCACAUGGUUCGACCAGACACGUGGCAUUUGCGAUUUCCGAGAGAAGGUGGCCGCGUGCGGCGGUGCGCUUGAUGAGCCCCUAUCUUACCAGCCGAAACCGAUUGUAGUCCGAACAACCACACCAGCUUCUCACGACAGUUCCUGCUCACAAGAUCCGCAGCCGAUGGGUCGUUGCGCGUCAAAAUUCCUAGUAUGCUCGAAUGGAAUCAAGAGUGAAUUUGACUGUGCAAAACCGUUAGUGUUCAAUCCGGCUACUUUGUCAUGCGACUUCCGUGAAUUUGUACCAGAUUGUGAACAGUUCAAGGAACAAUAUGCAGAUUCCGCAGAGAACGACGCGACUGUGCCAACUGUUGCAUCGUACGAUGCUACUACGGCAACAAGCACAGCUGCUGCGCCACUCACUUGCGUGUACAGUGAUGAACGCCCAGCAUUUGCUCUUGACUAUUGCUCACGAGUGUACGGUAUGUGCACUGUGCAUGGUGUGCUGGAGCGAAAAGAGUGUAGCGUUGGAUUCCUGUUCGAUUCGCACUUGAGCACUUGCGUACCUUCGGAACAGUGCGGUCAAGAACACCUGAAGGAGCUAAUUAGUAAGGCUACGUAUGCACCUCCAGAAGCAGCUGCACAGGUGGCUAAGGAUACGGUCAAACAUACAACUCGAAAAGACGAUCGUUGUCACAACAGCCUUGAAGGAGCUAUGAAACCAAUGGGCCGGUGCCGAUCGUCCUACAUUCGAUGCAUGGGCGGUGAGGCCGUUGUCGAAUCGUGUGCAACCACAGCCGAAGUGUUCUCAUCUGCGGUUGGUGCUUGCGUAUUGCGUAUCAACGCUCCCGAAUGUCGUUCCGCUCCGCAACGAUCUCCGCAACCAUACAUGUCGGCACCGAGCAGUGAUCCUGCAAUGUUCUGCAAAACGCGUACAGAUGGUCUGUACAGAAAUCCGUCGGACUGCACCGCUAUACUUCAGUGCUUCGGUGGUGAUGUCUUCGAAUAUCCAUCGUGCACAUCGGGGCUUGUAUUUAAUGAGUUGACUGCCAAGUGUGACUAUAGGGAAGCAGUCCCGGAAUGUCGACAAGCAGCAGACGAAGGAAAUGUGGAACGUGGCUGUCGCGGAGCGAGUCACGGUGACUUUGUCGCGAACGAAUCGGACUGUCAGCAGUUCUACCGAUGUGUAUGGGAUCGGUUGGAGUCGAUGCGCUGUCCAAGCGGUACAGUGUUCAAUCCGAAGCUGUCAGUUUGUGAUUGGCCUGACAACGUACCCCAAUGUUCUGCCCAGCAACAAGAUUCAGUAACGAAAGCCUAUUAG
This is a messenger RNA of Ostertagia ostertagi, 9186 nucleotides long. The record is from the annotation of a GenBank genome assembly. Lineage: Eukaryota; Metazoa; Nematoda; Chromadorea; Rhabditida; Trichostrongylidae.